GAUGGUGGCGUUGGUACCUUUUGUGGUUCCCAUCGUGGGUGACAAAACCUUGCUGGUGUGGGAGCUGAGCUCUGGACCCACGGCCGAGGCCUUGCAACAUUCUCUGUUCACAGUCUUCUCCCAGUUUGGCCUUCUGUAUUCGGUCCGAGUCUUCCCAAACGCAGCAGUGGCCGGUCCUGUGUUCUAUGACAUCAUCAAGGUUUAUUCAGCAAGGGAUGCCCACAGAGCCCAAAAGGCAUGUGACCAGAAGCAGCUUUUUCAGACAUCUCCAGUGAAGCUUCAGGAUCUUUCUAACCUUGAAGAAAGGGAAAAUGAAGAUAUUGUGACACCACUUCAGAAGCAAAGCCUGAAGUUCUUCUGUGCUUUAGAGGUGGUGUUGCCCUCCCACGAGUGCAGGAGUCCUGGAGUUGGCAUGGCUGAGGAACCUUUGGAUAAGUUGGAGGAAGGGUCAUUAUCAUUCCUUAUGAAAAGGAAGGUAGCCCAGAAGCUUGCUAUUCAGAAGGCUAUGACAGACGCAUUCCGGAAACUGCUGAUUGUGGUUUUAGUUAUCAUGGUGGCGGCAGCAAAACUUGGUACCUCGCUAGCUUGCCAGGGUGCGGAACUGGCUCUGGCUGAGGCCAGGAGGAGGUGA
Eubalaena glacialis (North Atlantic right whale) is the source of this 631-nucleotide messenger RNA. RefSeq names its product RAD52 motif-containing protein 1-like. Gene Ontology annotation, cellular component: nucleolus. Lineage: Eukaryota; Metazoa; Chordata; Mammalia; Artiodactyla; Balaenidae. The transcript is spliced from 2 exons. Gene Ontology annotation, molecular function: RNA binding. The record is from RefSeq and is a predicted model, not a curated record. The coding region runs from base 2 to 631 and encodes 209 amino acids.